Molecule: messenger RNA, 1266 nt
Organism: Penicillium odoratum
Lineage: Eukaryota; Fungi; Ascomycota; Eurotiomycetes; Eurotiales; Aspergillaceae
Product: putative iron-sulfur cluster-binding protein
Exons: 4
Coding region: 1-1266 (421 amino acids)
Molecular function (GO): iron ion binding; 2 iron, 2 sulfur cluster binding
Source: RefSeq, a predicted model, not a curated record
AUGGACUUUCUUCAUGCGUAUCUCUUAUCUCCGGGGUCGAUCUUGGUGGCGGUUGUGACUGUUUUCCUAGUCAACCGGGCAUUGACACGAGUCCCUGGUAAGAAAACAGGAGUAACUUCUGAUUCGAAUGGAUAUUCAUCCAUCGAGGUCAGCAAGGAGCCUGAUCUUCCCGAAGGAUGGUAUCAUAGUCUGGAGGUCUUCGAGUUGGAACGCCGCGCGCUAUUCAGCAAAUCCUGGGUUUAUCUUGCUCACAUCACUCAAUUCGCCAAGCCCGGGGCAUACCAAUCAUUUGAUAUUGCUGGCUUCCCUGUUUUCCUGAUCAGAGGAAAAGACGAUAAAAUUCGCGCGUUUCACAAUGUCUGUCGGCAUCGCGCAUAUACAAUCACCAGGAAAGAGGCAGGCGCCUCUACCGUGCUUGGUUGUCGGUAUCAUGGCUGGAGCUACGAUACAUGCGGGCAGCUGGUGAAAGCGCCUCAGUUUGACGAUGUGCCUGGAUUCGAGAAGUCUGAGAAUAGUCUCUUUGAGAUCCAUGCGCACACUACCAAGGAAGGCUGUGUUUUGGUGAAUCUUGAUGCCGGGGAACCUUGCCCCAUGGAGCCUGCUCUGUCUGUUUUGGAUAACUUUGUGCGGGCUACUAGUCUGGGCAACUCUGAGUGGGUCCUUGGAAAGACGCUGACUGGGAGUUUCAAUUGGAAAUUGGGAACUAGUGGGCCUGGAUUGGCCUCUUUCACUAAACAACUCGAACAAAGAAUCUCCGAAGCCCUCAAGCCAUCACUUACGACUCGGAUGCUACGGGCUGUGAUGCCGAUUACUCACAAAGCACGCUGCACUUUGUUUCCCGGCACAUUCCUAUACUCGUUUGAACAAGCAGAUAUAUGGCUCGCUCUGAAUUUCCUACCUUCUUCGGAAAAAAGUACUCGCAUCCGAUAUGAUCUCUUUGCAUCGACCCCCAAGCCCAGUAUGAACGAGACCGCUUUCGCCAACUCUGUUGAGGAAGUCAUUCAGAGCCUCAUCAAGAGCAUUGAGAACGAUUACCAAUGCGCUACCGAACGGUCAGCUGAAAGCUCAGAAACUACACACAGGAUCCUGAAACAUCUUCAUGAGCACCAAAAGCUAGAGAGGGUUGGUGGGGGGCUGGUUCGCCCAGCAAUGCGUCAGCCAAAGGGCAGUUCGCUUUUCCAGCAGGCUGAGCAAUUAUGCAAGGAGCUUGAUUGUUUGCCGGGAUCACAGUCUGGAUCUGUCUCCUCGAAUAGAUUAGAUUGGUAA